This is a messenger RNA of Trichomonas vaginalis G3, 1203 nucleotides long. RefSeq lists its product as uncharacterized. The record is from RefSeq and is a predicted model, not a curated record. NCBI's taxonomy places the organism in Eukaryota, Parabasalia, Trichomonadida, Trichomonadidae. The coding region runs from base 1 to 1203 and encodes 400 amino acids. The transcript has a single exon.
AUGGGAGAAGCCCCUGCUGAACUGGAAGUUAUCGAUGAACCAGGAAUGCAGGUAGAGGAAAGCUCAACGCAAUGGAAUCCAAUGCCUGCUUCCGAAUUCUUUUCCACGAUCGGAGCUGACAACAAUUUUAAAGUACCAACUCAAUCGAAAUCUAGACCACCAGAGACUAUUCUAAUACCCUCACUAGAGGCAAAUAAUGGACCAGUAAUACCUGUAUACUCAUUCUCCAAGAAAACAACGAAAUACGAAAUUGAGGAAAUUCAAAAAGCGGCAGACAAUGCAUUGAAAGGUAAAAACCCAAAUAUGGAUGAUCCUUACUUUGUUGCCGAGGUUCUCGAGGAGCUUACAUCACGUAGAAUCGAUCUAAUUUCAAAUGGAUACUAUAAAAAGGCUCAGGAAGUUAUCGAUAAGAUAAACGAAAUCAGAAACUUGUUUAAGAAGCAAGACUUUAUAAAAUAUAGAGAAUCUUAUAUCGAAAAUCUCAAAAAUCGAUGUUCGCAACAACAUGAUUACAUAAAGGAGCUCCAAAAGACUUCAAAAGAACGCCUUGAAAACAAGAAAGCAGAAGCGCAACAACAAAUGGACAGAUUGUUUGAACGUCAAGAGCAACAAAGAGAUGCUUUAAUUAGCGACUGGCAAUCACCUGCAAAACUUCGUCAAUUCAACAAACAAAGUCCAGAACUUUUACAAUACAAGUAUCUUGAGAAACUUACAGCUCUUGUUGGAGAUUUGGCUGUUGCCGAAGAAAUGAAACACAAAAACGCCAGAUUAGAGAAAGAAGAAACAGCAGAAAGGUACAGAAUGAUGACAGAUGAAUUCGAAAAGGCCAGAAAGUCCUUAGAUAUUGCUUUAGACCAAGAAUUCAAAAAUAAUCGACAACAAUUACAAAAUGAGAUAGCAAUUGUUGAAGAAAACAACAGAAUAGAGCUAGAAAGAGCCAGAGAAAAGAACAUUUACUUAAAUAAACUACUUAAAGAAGAACAAUUCGCAUUCAGAGAAGCAAAGAAGAAAUUAGACAAAACUCCACGCAUUAUGCCACUUAAUAAUACAAUCCCCAUGCUUCAGAGGACAGGAACUAAUAUAAAUAAAAAGAAUAUGUUCAAAUAUAAUCAAGCGGAUAAAAUUAACUCAAAUCCAUUAAAUUUGCCACCUCUUAUUGUUAAGCCAAAGAAACAGCGAAAGUUGAGUUCAUCUUUUAAAUAA